This is a messenger RNA of Poecilia latipinna (sailfin molly), 1083 nucleotides long. RefSeq names its product sorting nexin 10a (gene snx10a). Gene Ontology annotation, cellular component: endosome. Bases 346 to 954 code for a protein of 202 amino acids. NCBI's taxonomy places the organism in Eukaryota, Metazoa, Chordata, Actinopteri, Cyprinodontiformes, Poeciliidae. Gene Ontology annotation, molecular function: phosphatidylinositol phosphate binding. Gene Ontology annotation, biological process: cilium assembly; intracellular protein transport; vesicle organization. The record is from RefSeq and is a predicted model, not a curated record. The transcript has 7 exons.
UCCAACCACCAGUUGCCUCCCACCAGCUGGCUGAUUACGGGACAAACAGGUACGCUGAGAAAUAAUCCUCUCAUAUCGACAGAGGUUUUCACUACUCUCCCCCAUGCUCCCGGCUUGUGGGAAGUAAAAGUCCAGAGAAAAGGAAAGUGGUCUGUUGAUACUCUGAAGCAGCGUGUGCUGUCCGGUGCCCAGAAGAAGGUCGCACCGAGCUAUUAGUGGUUAAUAGCCGAGCUACAGCACAGGCGGGGCAGAGCUUCAAGCUAGAGCCCUGAGCCGGGUCUCGGUUGUUCACAAACACCGGAUUAAGUCUCUGAAAUUGAAGAGAACAAAGAACUUGUACCAGUAAUGGACAGUAUCCUGGAUAGUCUCUCAAAAACUGAAUUUGUGAGCGUGUGUGUUCGAGAUCCUAGACUCCACAAAGAUGACCGCUGGCACACUCAUAUCGACUACGAGAUCUGUUUACAUACCAACAGCAUGUGUUUUCGAAAGAAGACUUCCUAUGUGAGGCGGAGUUACAGUGAUUUUGUUUGGCUGCGUCACUGUCUGGAGGGGAAUGCUCUGACCAUAGAAUUGCCCAAGUUGCCACCCUGGAUUCCCUUCUUUAGUUUGAAGAACAAAGAGCAAGUAUCCAAAAGAAUGAAGGGCCUGCAGGAGUUUCUAGAAAACGUUUUUCAGAAUCCCUUAUUGUUAUCAGAUAGUCGGCUCCAUCUCUUCCUCCAGUCAGAUCUCAGUAUCAGAAGGAUUGAAAGGUGUGCUCUUGGUAAGACCAGGUAUACUGUGGCUGAAGCUAUUCAACUGUCCAGAAGCGGCUACAGCAGUUCAGAGGACAAGAGUUCUUAUGACUCGGACUGCGAGAGCUCUGCAUCUUCAGGUUUGGGAUUGAGCAUCGAUACUAUGGCUCGAGACAGUCCGGUCCCUUUUCAUGAUUCAAAUGAAGGAGGAUUCUCUAAUUGAGGAUUCUCCUUUUCAUAUACAGCACAGUAUUAGUUUUAAAACCUGCAUUACCUUCCCUCAGAUUAUAAAUCUGUGUAACUGCCUGUUUGCGAUAGUCUUUGAAGUCAUGGUAUGUUUGACCAGGAAAGU